CUUUCAACACCUGCCGUCGUCUCACAUCCAUUAAAGACUCAAGAUGACUUCACCUCGAUAGCAUAGUCCUGUUCUGCACAAGGCUGUCUAUCCCAAACCUCCACCAUGGAGCCGCACUGCGAAGAAAUCGCCCGAGUCAGCUACACCAACUUCGGGCUCUCUCUAUUCAUCCUUGUCGGUAUUCUGAUAUCUUACCUACCGCAACACAUUCGCAUUAUCCGCCUGCGCUCCUCCUUCGGGCUGUCCCCAUACUUCGUCCUGCUAGGCACCACCAGCGGCACCUGCGCCUUUGCGAAUAUCCUUGUCCUCCCAAGAUCGCGAGCCGAUAUCGCCUGUUGUCGGGAGGUGGAUGAAUUUGCUUGCCUGGCUGGGCUACUGGGGAUCGCACAGGUGGGCGUCCAGUGGUGCUGUUUUGGAGUGAUCCUCCUUUUAUUCCUGAUAUUCUUUCCGCGCAACCAACUCCCCUCUGCACCGCUCGAUGAGGACAUCGCCGACGGCCUCGAUUACAAUCCUCCCGACUACUCCGCCACAUCAGACAUACCUCCGCCAUCCCCCGUGAAAGAAACCGCGCCCCUCGCCCCAUCCUACCGCACCGCUCUGGUCGUCGUCGCAAUCUGUGUCUUGCAUGCCGCAGUCACAGCAAUCCUAUCGUUCUAUUUUAUAUACGCCGCCCCUCGCCAUGCACAAUCAUGGGCCAAUUUCCUGGGCAUAUUGUCGACCGUGCUCGCGAGCAUCCAGUAUUUUCCACAGAUAUACACCACUUACACCCUCAAGAGAGUGGGGAGCUUGAGCAUACCGAUGAUGUGCAUUCAAACACCCGGCAGCUUCGUCUGGGCUGGUAGUCUUGCAGCAAGAUUGGGACCGGAAGGAUGGUCAGCAUGGGGUGUGUACUUGGUGACUGGGUGUUUGCAGGGCACAUUGCUGGUGAUGGGAAGCUAUUUCGAGAUCGUCCGGAGGAGGAAAGAGAAGGAGGAUCUGAAGAGGCGGAUGCAUUACAACCCGAGUGUAGAGCCGGAAGAAACAAGAGGAGAGGAGGCAUCGGAAGCGACACCAUUACUUAGAUCAGAUUGAAUCCUGGGAAAUGACCAAUUUAUGCCUGGCCUGGAAUUCUUGCAUUUUGCACGUUGUCUGUGGCCCUUUGAUCGAGAGCAUUGAGGGGAGUUUCUUAACGCCCCUCGUCAUUAUAAACUUGUCCUGGGAACCUGUGGAGGCGAUGGUUCUUCCGGAGCAUGACGUUUACCGUCCGCCAGCGCUGUCAUUUCUUCCAACUCUUUGUCCGUCAUGCCAUCGACAGUGUGCUGGCCGGUCUCUGAAGCAUCUCUCGCGUCACCAAUUUCAAUCCCAUAUUUCGAGAAAUCAAACUCCUCCAGCGAGGCCAGCAUCUCUGCCCAUCCGUCC
This is a messenger RNA of Cladophialophora immunda, 1398 nucleotides long. RefSeq lists its product as uncharacterized. Lineage: Eukaryota; Fungi; Ascomycota; Eurotiomycetes; Chaetothyriales; Herpotrichiellaceae. The record is from RefSeq and is a predicted model, not a curated record. Bases 106 to 1071 code for a protein of 321 amino acids. The transcript is spliced from 3 exons.